AUGUUGACUAAUGCAUUUUUGGAGCAGGGUAGGACAAUCAGGCUUCGACUCCCAGUCAGAGACUCGCCAAUUCUUCCCAACGGGAUACCAAAGCAAUGCGAUCAACAAGAUCAGCGUUUGGUUAUUAGACCGACAACGACAUAUGUCCCGUCUUCACAAGCUAGUAAUGACGGGGCAAGAGGACAGGGAGAAUGGAUACAAGCAAAGCUCCUUUUCCGUCGGUACUGGAGAAAUUCACCAAAUCAUAAUCCCCUGGAAUCGACUGGAAGCACUCCAGCGCGCAUCGACUGGCACCCGAGAGUGCUGCAGUUUGCGGGGGGAGCCCCCGUUUGCUUGGUUGGCUAUCUUAACCCUAGACGCUUGCAAGCCAAUUCAAAUGUGCAAUCCUCGCCACUACCAGGAGUGUCCAAGAAUUCGAACACUCGUCUGAUCUCGUUGGAGGAGGGAGAGGAUGCGGCACGUCAGAUAGGAGCGGAGGCAUACUUGGAAUGGACGGAAGAGACGAGCAGAUCGUUGGAAUUGAUGAAGACGCUAUUUUGGUAUGGGUACUAUUAUCACUUGGACAAACCAUUUUCUCCAGCCGAAACUCGGAAAGAUUAUAGGUCUUAUAUCUGA
Molecule: messenger RNA, 615 nt
Organism: Acaulospora colombiana
Lineage: Eukaryota; Fungi; Glomeromycota; Glomeromycetes; Diversisporales; Acaulosporaceae
Source: the annotation of a GenBank genome assembly